Molecule: messenger RNA, 1976 nt
Organism: Setaria italica (foxtail millet)
Lineage: Eukaryota; Viridiplantae; Streptophyta; Magnoliopsida; Poales; Poaceae
Product: adenine nucleotide transporter BT1, chloroplastic/mitochondrial
Exons: 4
Coding region: 459-1679 (406 amino acids)
Biological process (GO): transmembrane transport
Source: RefSeq, a predicted model, not a curated record
CAAAGGAGGCAAUAAAAGGGAAUGCGUCGCGUUGGUGCUGCCGGUUUUGACUCCUGCAGUCCUGCUAUACGCCUGCUACUCCCCUCCACCUUCCUCUCCCCUCCGGCGGCGGCGGCGGCCAAGAAACGCAAGGAGCGGCCCAUUUCCAAUCUGUAAGAUUGAUUCCUUACCAACUGUGUCGCCAUUCCUUCCCGUUCGUUGGGCCUGGGGGUUUCAACCUAGAAAUCAGUCCUUUUCCGCGCUAGUGAGAGUGGAUUUGGACGGCAGCCGCUGAAAAAUAGCGCCUUUUUCAGCCCCAAGAUGCCUUGAUUCCGCUUCUUUUCCACGCCACAGCUUUUGAAUCCACUGCCGUCAGCUCCUUUUCGCCGCACUAGUUGUUUCUCAGCCUGCCUGGAGGUGGAGGUGAGGGAAAGCCGCAACAUCACCGUUCAGUUGAUUCAGGAAAUCAGGCCGGGCCGAUGAGCAGGAGGAGUGGCGGCGCGCGGUUGCAAUGCGCGGAUACCAAGGAUUGGGGCUGCUGCUUCCUAGCCCUCCCGCCUGCAGCACCUGCCGCUGCCGGUGUGGAUGGCGAUGGCGGGUUCAACCUCUCAUGGACCCUCCACCAGUCCUUCCACCCGCCGGCCGGCCUCUUCGCCAGCGUGGGCCAGCAGGUGGGGGUUGGAUUCCCCGGGGCUUCCUCUACCGCACCGUCGCCGGAGACUCCAAGGGACCCGUACAUGAAGUACGUCUCGCCGGAGGUUGUUGAGACGCCUCUGCCGGGGGAAGGUGUGGGGUUGAGGGAUAAGGGGAAGAAGAAAGUCGUGAAGCUCAAGAUUAAGGUUGGGAAUCACCACCUCAAGAGGCUGAUUAGUGGGGCGAUCGCGGGGGCGGUGUCGAGGACUGCGGUCGCGCCUUUGGAGACGAUUAGGACGCAUUUGAUGGUUGGGAGCAAUGGGAAUUCGACGACGGAGGUGUUCCAGUCUAUCAUGAAACAUGAAGGAUGGACUGGGUUGUUCCGUGGUAACUUUGUGAAUGUUAUCCGGGUGGCCCCGAGUAAAGCAAUCGAGCUUUUUGCCUUUGAUACAGCUAAUAAAUUCUUGACCCCAAAACCUGGGGAGGAACGGAAGAUACCAAUUCCUCCUUCACUGGUGGCUGGGGCAUUUGCUGGUGUCAGCUCAACACUGUGUACAUACCCUCUGGAGUUGAUUAAGACAAGAUUAACUAUACAGAGAGGUGUGUAUGACAACUUCCUUGAUGCGUUUGUCAAAAUUGUCCGUGAAGAAGGGCCUACCGAGCUGUACAGAGGCUUGACUCCAAGCCUAAUUGGUGUUGUGCCAUAUGCUGCUACCAACUACUUCGCCUAUGAUACCCUGAAGAAGGUGUACAAGAAGGUGUUCAAGACGAACGAGAUCGGCAACGUCCCAACCCUGCUUAUCGGCUCCGCAGCAGGAGCUAUCUCAAGCUCUGCUACAUUCCCUCUCGAGGUUGCACGCAAGCACAUGCAAGUUGGAGCCGUUGGUGGCAGGAAGGUUUAUAAGAAUAUGCUUCAUGCUCUGCUGAGCAUUCUCGAGGAUGAAGGGGUUGGCGGCCUUUACAGAGGGUUGGGGCCGAGUUGCAUGAAGUUGGUGCCUGCUGCUGGCAUUUCGUUUAUGUGCUACGAGGCUUGCAAGAAGAUACUGAUCGAAGAAGAGGAUGAGUAAAGUGCGUUCAGAUGCAUGACCUCAUCGGAGCUCAGUUUUGCGACAAUCUGACACCGGCCGUUUUUAGGAUAUUUCUUUGAAUCAACUGGUGCUGGAACUGGAAGAAACUCACAGCUGAGGUUGCUGCUGCAAGAAGCGGAAACUCUCGACCCGUUUCUGUAUCUAAUUUGAUCAGAUGAGUUUACCUGUGUUCCCGGAUUUUCGUACACUUAAUGAGUAGAAAGCAUGUCUUUCUAAAACAAAUUGAAAUGCCAUUGGCAAUAAUAAUUCACAGGUGGAUAGAGCACUUGGCUGUAA